AUGGCGGAUCCCUUAUAUGAAUUACUAGUCCCCUACUUCGAUACACCCUCACCACGACCCCCGCCAUCAUCCACAGAUCAAACCACGAUUACUUACCUGUCGCGGCUUUCAACACUCCCCCUCUCCAGUUUAACAACUACCGAGCCCCAAUCACUCACUCAAACAACAAACUCACUACUACGCUCCCUACAAGCCCUCUCGAAACGCUCACACAAAGCCAUAAUCGACUCCUCUACACAUCUAUCUACUCUAGGCACAACCUUACCUGCCCUUGCUCAAUCCUCAGCCUCUCUGCGAGAUGCCCUCCCCAAGCUAGACGACGCAGCUAUCCACUUCAGCGAAACAUAUAAUCUACGUCCCGAAAAUCCCAACCCUCUCCUCGACCGCCGGCGAAAAGCCCUCCUUCUCUCCCGAAACAUUGACCGUCUCUCCGACGUCCUCGACCUGCCCACCCUUCUCUCCUCAGCAAUAUCAUCCUCCUCCAACACAGCAGCAAGCACAAAUACAAACGCAACCCUAAACUAUGCCUCGGCCCUCGAUCUCAACGCGCACAUCAAGCGCUUACAUGGCCUAUACCCCGAGUCCCCCCUGAUAUCAAGCGUGAGUCUACAGGCGGAAACAGCCAUGCAAGAUAUGUGCAGCAACCUGAUAGCAAGUCUACGAGCCAACAAUCUCAAGCUCGCAAGCGCAAUGCGUACAAUCAGCUGGCUGCGGCGCGUGGCACCAGAACUCGAUCCCGUUCCCGCAAACACCACACUCUCGCUAGGCGCAAGAGAAGGAGCAUUAGGAGCACUAUUUUUAGUUUGCAGAUUAUCAAAUUUGGACCAAAUGCUCUCUGCGCUUUCUCCGCUUCGUGAUCUCGCUGAUCAAGAAACGGCGAAAUUGAGAAAUGGGCAAGCGAAAACCGGGAAAUGGGAGGGGGGCCAGCAGACGGAACGGUUUUUGAAGAGAUAUAUUGAGAUUUUUCGGGAACAGAGUUUUGCGAUUGUUAGCAUGUACCGCUCUAUCUUCCCUCCAGCUUCAGCCAACCCCGUACCACUAGAUGAGUUCAAGAGUCUAAAAGGGGAAAGCAGGCAGGAGGAUCCGUUGAUGCCGUUGCCUAGUGCGUUGGGGACGUUUGCGUUGAACUUGGUGGGGAUGUUGGAGGGGACGCUGAGGACGUAUUUGCCGAAUGUGAGAGAUAGGAGUAGUAGGGAUAGUUUGCUUACGCAGGUUCUUUACUGUGCGGGGAGUUUGGGACGGUUGGGUGGGGAUUUCAGCUUAAUGCUUGCGUUUUUAGACGAGGGGGAUGGGGAGGAGGAAAGUGAUGAGGAUGGGGAGUGGGUGGAGGUUAUUAAGAAGCAUAGAGUGCUGGCUGGGAGGUUGGAGAGUAUGGUUGGGGCGAGGGAAGGGUAG
Messenger RNA from Lachnellula hyalina, 1395 nucleotides. RefSeq names its product Conserved oligomeric Golgi complex subunit (gene cog8). The coding region runs from base 1 to 1395 and encodes 464 amino acids. Gene Ontology annotation, biological process: intra-Golgi vesicle-mediated transport; cytoplasm to vacuole targeting by the Cvt pathway. NCBI's taxonomy places the organism in Eukaryota, Fungi, Ascomycota, Leotiomycetes, Helotiales, Lachnaceae. The transcript has a single exon. Gene Ontology annotation, cellular component: COG complex. The record is from RefSeq and is a predicted model, not a curated record.